CCUCACCACACUACAUUCUUACAGUAGUCCCCCGAUCUCAGUGGAGAGCUAGAAUUACACUCCAAUCACAGAACUGCAAUGUCGACGAUCACUUCCUGCACCCUUCUGAGGAGUGUGACGGCAGUGCGGCCGGCAAUUUCCUCUGGCAGGCAGUUUCAGUCCGGGAAACCAGCAGCGGUGGCUUCCCAUUCUUCCCAAUGGAGGUCCCGGCCCCUUUCUGUGUGUCGUGCAAUCAGCCCAAAAGGGGAGCACAACCCAAAGACGGAUUUGCAUCCAUUUAAUAUCCCUGCAUUUGUUCUGGUGCAUCCGGUGUCACCGCGUGAGGAACGGUGGCAUGUGGAGGAGGAGCCCGGCAAGGUGAACCUGUGGUUCGAGGUGCCUGGGCAGUCCAGGGAGGACCUCGCCGUGGAGAUCGACGAGGACGUGCUCGUCAUCAAGAAGAAGAAGAUCCAUGUCGCCGCCGGGGACGUGGGCCAACGGAACACUGGCGGCGGCGGCACCGAUUAUCGUCCCCAGGGCAAUAAUAGAAGGAGCACGGCAGCCGCCGGCGAAGCAGGCAAGGAGGCGGCACAGGACGGCGAGGUGAUCUACGCGCGGCUGCUCCUCCCGGCGGGGUACAACAAGGAGGGAGUGGAGGCCGAGCUCAAGUCCGGCGUCCUGAGGGUCAGCAUCGCCAAGAUCAAGGACCAGGCGCGCAGGAAGAUCAGCGUCGACAUCGACGUCAAGUAGAAACGCACUGUCAUACGCAUGACGGAGCGCUUUUGAUCUUUCCAACAGGCUCAUGAAUUGAUACGUACUGUAUAUGUACAGCGCGGUCGGCUCAUGUACUCGAUCGCGUCCGUCAAGCAUACCUUCGUGUUGGCUUUCUGUUCCCAAAUACUCAAAUCAAUAAAAUGAGCGUUCGUUGUUGUUUACGCAA
Molecule: messenger RNA, 919 nt
Organism: Panicum virgatum (switchgrass)
Lineage: Eukaryota; Viridiplantae; Streptophyta; Magnoliopsida; Poales; Poaceae
Product: 26.7 kDa heat shock protein, chloroplastic-like
Exons: 2
Coding region: 79-729 (216 amino acids)
Biological process (GO): response to heat
Source: RefSeq, a predicted model, not a curated record